Danio aesculapii is the source of this 2909-nucleotide messenger RNA. RefSeq names its product extracellular leucine-rich repeat and fibronectin type III domain containing 2a (gene elfn2a). NCBI's taxonomy places the organism in Eukaryota, Metazoa, Chordata, Actinopteri, Cypriniformes, Danionidae. Gene Ontology annotation, molecular function: protein binding. The record is from RefSeq and is a predicted model, not a curated record. The transcript has a single exon. Gene Ontology annotation, cellular component: plasma membrane. Bases 111 to 2909 code for a protein of 932 amino acids.
GUAAUCCUAUUGGCCAUCCAUCUCCUGUGAUCAUUUUUUCUUAUUUUAUACCCUAACCUUUUUUUUUGUUUCCCUCCUUGAUCAAACAAAUCCAGUUUUUUGCUCCAAAAAUGGCCUGCGGGAUCAACUUACCUUGUGCUGUUCCAACCUCCUUUCUCAUCCUCUCUCUCCCUAUUUUUCUCCUCUUCCAUGCACCUUCUUUCGUGAGGGGUGACUGCUGGCUAAUUGAAGGGGAUAAAGGCUACGUGUGGCUGGCAAUCUGCAGUCAAAACCAGCCUCCAUAUGAGACAAUCCCACAGCACAUUAACAACACCGUCCAUGACUUACGGCUGAAUGAGAACAAGCUUAAGGCAAUUUUCUUCAGCUCCCUCAGCCGAUUCACCAACCUUACCGACCUCAACCUCACCAAGAAUGAAAUCUCCUACAUUGAGGACGGUGCCUUCGCAGGUCAGGCCAAUCUACAGGUCUUGCAGCUGGGAUAUAACAAGCUAACCAAUCUCACAGAAGGGAUGUUGCGAGGGUUGGGACGAAUGCAGUGCCUAUAUCUGCAGCAUAACCUUAUAGAGGUAAUUGCAACCAAUGCCUUCUGGGAGUGCCCAAGCCUUAGCAGUCUCGAUCUUUCCUCCAACAAAUUAGCAAAGCUGGAUGCAUCCACCUUUACUGUGUUAGGUGGUCGGCUAAUAGUGUGCGAACUAGCUGGAAAUCCUUUUCACUGUGGCUGUGACUUGUACACCUUCCUUAUUUGGCUGGAGGCAUUUGACAAUGUCACUCACACCUACGACAGGCUCUUAUGUGAGACCCCAAAGGAACUUUUUGGUUACCCUCUUGUGAGCCCUAGAGGUAAUCAUGGAAGAAAUGCUCGUUCCAUUCUGUCAUCUAUGUGUAAAGAUGGUGUGAUUGUUGGUGGCAUAACUGCCCUGCCUCCAGACUUAGAUUCUUCAGGAAUGGAGAUAGAUUUUUAUGAUCAGAUGGGGCCUCAUAUGCAGCCCACAGCUUCAUCUACAACGGACCCAACUUAUAGUCCAAACAUUAAGUUGCAAACUGUCUCCUUCUCAACAGCAUCUCUCUUGGUUCAGAUACCCAAGCCCUACAGUAAGAUGUACAUUCUAGUGCAGUACAACCACACCUAUGUGUCCGAUGUCAUAAACCUAAAGAACAAGAAACAAACUGUCACAUUAAAUGAUCUAAAACCCCAUACAAAUUACACCUUUUGUGUGGCCUCCAUUCGCAAUUCUCAGCGGUACAAUCACACUUGUCUGAAUUUCGCAACACGGGCUCCAGGGCCUGAUGACUUGCGUGCAAGUCGUUCUACCACCACUCAUUACAUUAUGACCAUUCUAGGCUGCCUGUUUGGGAUGGUCAUUGUGUUGGGCUUGGUGUAUUACUGCUUGCGUAGGCGUAGAAUGCAGGAGGAGAAAGAAAAAUCAAUUAGUGUUAAGAAAACCAUUUUAGAGAUGCGGUAUGGGCCAGAGGCAGCUGCUGCAGCAGCCAAAGAUCCCUCAGCCUUGCAGAAACUUCAUGACCAGUCCCAUCAUCAACAUCACCACAGCAAGUUGUCCCAAUCAGCAUCCUCCAGCCUAGGCAUCCUUCAUGGUUCUGCAAACACCACCUCUUCUCGACUUUCUUCCUUGCCACAAGUGGAGAAGAUGGCUACAGCUUUCUCAGAAGCCAUGGCUACGAGUAAGGGCAACUACAUGGAUGUACGAACUGCAGGACGAGAGGAGCAAAUGAGAGAUGGAGUUGUAACUGGGUUAGGGGAUGAAAUGAGUAGAGAUGAAAAUGGGAUUAAUGGAGGAGAUGACUCUGAUGAUGAUGAUGGCCGAGAUUCAACAUCUGAGAUCUCCACCAUUGCCAAGGAGGUGGACAAGGUAAAUCAGAUUAUCAAUAACUGCAUUGAUGCACUCAAACUAGAUUCUGUAGCGGUUGUGGCAGCAGCUGCUGCCACUGCAACUACAGCAGAUAACACUGCCUCUCCACCACCUCCUAGUGUCCCAUCAGUCAGGGGGCUAAUUCCCCUUUCCCCUACCAUCACAGAGACAUGCCAGAUCAUGUCAUCCCCAAAAAUCCGUCCUCCACCUACUGUUCCUCUUGUCUUGCCCCUUUCUGAGCGACCUGGCAUCAGUGGAGGGGGUUUUCUUUCCCCUCCCUACAGGGACCCACCCCCAGCUACAGCAUCACGGCCCUUGCAGAGACAACUCAGUGCAGAUGCCGCAGUUGUCCCCAUCAACCCUGUUAAAAACCGCUGCAGCGUUUCAUCUGGUGGCUCUGUCAAAAGUGCUCGGGUUUUCAGCCUGGAUGUUCCUGACCCUCGAAGCCCCGAGCAAUGCAAGAGCAAGUACCCUGAGAAAGGCAGCCCUGUUCGGUGCGGGGAGCCACUAGAGAGGUUGCCCUUGAUAGGGGUUCAGGGAGUCAGUAACGGCAGAGGAGAUGGUGGCAGCGGGGGUGGAAGGGGAGCCGGUGGUGGCAGUGGUGGUUCGGGUGGGUGUGGUGUUGUGGUUGGUGGUGGGAGUAGCACAGCUCAGCAGCACCACUUGGAGGUGCACCCAGACUACCACUGCUCAGAGCACCGACACUCCUUCCCCGCUCUCUACUAUGAGGGUGCCACUGACUCCCCUGCCCAGAAAGUCUCCUUUUUAAAGCCUCUCACUCGCACCAAGAAGGACACUGCCUACUCUCAGCUUUCUCCCCGCCACCACAAUUACUCAGGCUAUUCUUCCAGCCCUGAGUACUCCUCCGAGAGCACUCUUAAAAUCUGGGAGCGCUUCCGACCCUACAAAAAAAGCCCCCGUGAGGAGGCAUACAUAGCCGCUGGUCAUGCUCUUCGGAAGAAAGUGCAGUUUGCAAAGGAUGAGGAUCUCCAUGACAUUCUGGAUUACUGGAAGGGGGUGUCAGCACAGCAGAAACUGUGA